GUCCCCGUCUGUCUAACAUCUCUGAUUCUCUGCUGCACCUGAGCAGCCCUGCAUACUUGCGCGGAGGGGAAAGGUCGGCCAGGGAAUCACCAACCAAACCAACGCAACCUCUGACCUCUUGCUUCGGGAAACCAUGGCGUCGCGGCUGUUGCUCGGGAGGAUCCAGUCGGCUGGCCGUCUCUCCGGCGGCCAUGGCCGGCGCCAGCUGCUCGGCUUCAGCGACGGUCCUCGAUCGGUCAGCAGCAGCGCGUACGGGCAAAUCAAGACGGACGCCAGGAUCACGGACCACGAGCCACAUCUCGACAGGUUUUCAGACCCCCAGGUUGCUCAUGAAGACCGCCAGUUCAUUCAGUUCUUGGACAGGAUGCUGGAUGCAAUAAGGAAUCCUCAGAGUCUUGCACAAAUACGAAGUGGAAGGACUGCAAAUGGCCUGAAAGUUUUGGAUGAUGACAUAUGAUGCAUGUUCUCUUUGCGGAAAACACAAGAGUUAAAGAAAUGUGACAGUUUGUUUUGUAUAAAGUGACCAUGAUGUGUACUGCGAAUAUCAAUGCACAACUUGAGUGUGUAAGACUGCUAUAGUUUAGGUUCACUCAUAUUAUGGGUGAGAGCAUUGGCUAAUAUCAAAUAUAUAUGUACUUGAAGUAAUUUCAUUUCUCUGAACUCUGGAGUACUUUUGGAUAUCAGAUUGCAGAUAAUCUAAAAAUA
Panicum virgatum (switchgrass) is the source of this 705-nucleotide messenger RNA. RefSeq lists its product as uncharacterized. Lineage: Eukaryota; Viridiplantae; Streptophyta; Magnoliopsida; Poales; Poaceae. The record is from RefSeq and is a predicted model, not a curated record. The transcript has 2 exons. Bases 134 to 457 code for a protein of 107 amino acids.